CGUUGUGUCACGCGGGGCAGGGACGUUCCGGAAUUGGGUGGUGGAAGCGGGGUUCCGUAAGACCCGGACUAGAAGUCAUAUUGGUGGUUGCUUUUGAGCCCGACACUUAUGCAAGAUACAACUAGCUUUUCCUGAUACCCAUCAUCAGACUUUGCCGGAUGCCGCCCGCGCCCAUCGCGUCCUGCUCGGCCGAGCCGCGACCGCGCACCGACAGCGACACGCAGACGGAGCCGGCGCCGGCCGGCCGCAAGGCCAACGGCGCGCCGCCCUCGCCGCCGGCCAUGGCCGACCGGGAAACGGCUGAGCCCGAGGGCGAGGCGCCGGCGCCGGCCUGCGGCGGCCACGCGCUCGCCGCCGGCUGCCUGCUGUCGCGCGUGCCGCUGCUGGGCGCGCUGGUGCACCACCGCUGUACAGACAAGGCGACGCAGACGCACCGCGAUCCGGUGCAGGCCGAGGCCGAGAAGCUGGCGCUCGACACCGUCUACUAUGCCAUCGGCAAGCACCGGCAGCCGACGACCGACCGCGUCUGCCAGACGCUGCGCCGCUGCGUCGAUGAGAUCUUGGUGAAGCACCGUCUCCUGUUCAGCGGCAUGGUAGGCCGGCUGCAGAUCCGCGAGGAGACCGGCUACCAGACGUUCGUGGGCGUGGCCGACGAGCUGUUCGAACGCGGCCACGUCACCUGGGCUCGCAUCGUCACAUUCUACGCGUUUGGCGCGCGCCUGGCGCUCUAUUGCCAGGAGAAGCAGAUGGAGGACUUUGUGGCCGAGAUCGCGCGCUUCAUGAGCCUGUACGCUUCUGAGCACCUGACUGGCUUCGUGCGACAGGAGGGCGGCUGGGUGGUGCUGUGUGAACAUUUCCGCUACCCGGAGGACAUGGAAAGCAAAGUGUGGAGCGCGCUCGUCAAGCUGGGCGUCGGGCUGGGCAUCGCCGCUACGGCGUCGCUCAUUUCGUCACGCUGAAGCACCAGCAGCGCACAUCCCCACACACAACAAUGCUGGAGGACCAAGCGGGCGGCCGGCGUGCCCGGCGCCCGAGGCGGGCCGCACUGGCACGGUGGUUUUAUCUGUGCGACUUCAUUGUACAAAGCGCGGGCGAGAAGGUGGCUCGUGGCGCGCGUGGGCGACAUGCUCGGCGGCAGAGGGUGGUCCGAGGUCACGCUGUGACCUCGGGCCUGUCGGCCGCGGUGGCGGCCGGGGCGCGGCUCGGCGGCGCGGCCGGCUGUAGCGCGUAGUGCGGUAGUCUAGUCAGGAGGCCGGCGAGGCGGGCUCCCCUCCGCCCGCCGCGGCUGUCUUCCAUGGAGCCCGGCUGCCGCUAGCACUACGCCCCGCCACCGUCGCGCUGGCAAUCUCGUAACGCGACCUCGUCAGUGUCCAGCCUUUUCGCAUUCUGCCAUAGCGUUGCUGUGUGUACCGCGCCCAAGCGCCCCUUGCGUCAGUGGUGCCGCGCAUAGCACAGACUGUGCGCCCCUCCGCUGGAAAUAGACCCAGAGCCUAUUCAAGCCGGCGCUGUGUGCCACUCAGGCGUGGACCAGAUGGCCGUCUCGACUUGUGCAGGGUGCGUGCGCGCCCAUUAUUUAUUGAGCCUGGUGGUCGCGCCUGGCUGCAUUCGCUUCGCUCACAGUAGUCGAACUGACACACGGCGAUCCGAUUGGUUCAGUUUAUUUUUGUAUUAAUUGCCCUUAAUAGUCGAAAUACACUCAAUCAAUGGUGUUGUC
Messenger RNA from Pollicipes pollicipes, 1714 nucleotides. Its product is annotated as apoptosis regulator Bcl-2. Gene Ontology annotation, cellular component: mitochondrial outer membrane. Gene Ontology annotation, biological process: extrinsic apoptotic signaling pathway in absence of ligand; release of cytochrome c from mitochondria; intrinsic apoptotic signaling pathway in response to DNA damage. Lineage: Eukaryota; Metazoa; Arthropoda; Thecostraca; Pollicipedomorpha; Pollicipedidae. The transcript is spliced from 3 exons. Gene Ontology annotation, molecular function: BH domain binding. Bases 159 to 959 code for a protein of 266 amino acids. The record is from RefSeq and is a predicted model, not a curated record.